Molecule: messenger RNA, 348 nt
Organism: Chrysochloris asiatica (Cape golden mole)
Lineage: Eukaryota; Metazoa; Chordata; Mammalia; Afrosoricida; Chrysochloridae
Gene: ZNG1A
Product: COBW domain containing 1
Exons: 3
Coding region: 1-348 (115 amino acids)
Cellular component (GO): cytoplasm
Source: RefSeq, a predicted model, not a curated record
AUGUUACAGGUUCGUGGAGCUGAGGAUGAGGAAGAAGAGCAAGCGGAGGAGGACUGCCCUGAGUUGGUUCCCAUUGAGACGACACGCAGGGAGGAGGCGGAGGAGGAAAACUCUGGGGCCGGCGCCAAGAUCCCUGUCACAAUUAUCACCGGGUAUUUAGGUGCUGGGAAGACAACACUUCUUAACUACAUCCUGGCCGAGCAGCAUAGCAAAAGAAUUGCCGUGAUUUUGAAUGAAUUUGGGGAAGGGAGCGCUGUGGAGAAGCCCCUAGCUGUCAGUCAAGGCGGCCAGCUGUACCAGGAGUGGCUGGAGCUGAGCAACGGGUGUCUCUGCUGCUCUGUCAGGUGA